GGAAGCCGAAGGGGACCUUCUGGGCAGGCGGCACGCGCGCCGUCAGGGGGAGGGGCGUGGCCUCGAGGGUGUCCAACGGGCCCAGCAGGCGGCCGGGAAGGUCAGGAGGAACCGCAGCCGUUGCCGCCGCCGCCGCCGCGCCCGAUUUCAAAAUGGCCUCCAUGCUGACCUGCGCCCUCAAGACCCUUCCGUCCGUCUCGCCUUGGGCCGCUGCCAGAUUCUCUCUGAGAUCCCUAAGUUGUUCAUCCCAGCUCCAUGCAGCAGCCCAGACGAAGAGUAAGAAAACAUUAGCCAAAAAUGGAGUGAAGAAUAUUGUGGUGGUGGAUGGCGUUCGCAUUCCCUUCUUGCAUUCAGGAACCACGUAUUCAGACUUGAUGCCACACGACUUGUCCAGAGCUGCACUGAAGGGCCUCCUCAAUCGGACCGAAGUCCCAAAGGAAGCCGUGGAGUACAUCAUCUUUGGCACGGUCAUCCAGGAGGUGAAAACCAGCAAUGUUGCUAGAGAGGCUGCCUUGGGGGCCGGCUUCUCGGACAAGACCCCCGCCCACACGGUCAGCAUGGCAUGCAUCUCCUCCAACCAAGCCAUCACGACAGGUGUCGGCCUCAUUGCCUCCGGGCAGAUGGACGUGGUGAUCGCUGGUGGUGUGGAGCUGAUGUCGGACGUCCCCAUCCGGCACAGUCGGAAGAUGAGGAAGACCAUGCUGGGACUCUCACGGGCAAAAACCUUGGGCCAAAGGCUGUCGCUCAUCUCCAGGAUCCGCCCUAAUUACUUUACUCCUGAGCUCCCGGCCGUGGCCGAGUUCUCCACCAACGAGACCAUGGGCCACUCGGCGGACCGUCUGGCGGCCGCCUUCGCCAUCUCCCGCUUGGAGCAGGACGAGUAUGCUUUGCGGUCCCACAGCCUGGCCAAGAAAGCCCAGGACGAAGGGCUCCUGACGGACGUGGUGCCCUUCAAGGUCCCGGGCAAGGACACCGUCCUGCAGGAUAACGGAGUCCGUCCAUCUUCGCUGGAGAAGAUGGGUCAGCUGAAGCCCGCCUUCAUCAAGCCCUACGGGACGGUCACUGCUGCCAACUCCUCUUUCUUGUCGGAUGGGGCCUCGGCGGUCCUCUUGAUGUCCGAAGAGAAGGCGCUGGCGCUGGGGUACAAGCCGAAGGCCUACCUCCGGGAUUUCGUCUACGUCUCCCAGGACCCCAAGGAUCAGCUCCUGCUCGGGCCAACAUACGCAACUCCGAAAGUGCUGGCGAGGGCUGGCCUCACCAUGGCAGACAUCGACGUCUUUGAGUUCCACGAAGCCUUUGCAGGGCAAAUUUUAGCAAAUUUGAAAGCGAUGGAUUCAGACUGGUUUGCCCAAAACUACAUGGGCAGAACGUCUAAGGUUGGAGCUCCCGCACUGGACAAAUUCAACAACUGGGGCGGGUCCCUCUCGCUGGGGCAUCCCUUUGGCGCCACCGGCUGCCGCUUGGUGAUGACGACGGCUCACAGGCUGAAGAAGGAAGGAGGGCAGUAUGGCCUAGUGGCUGCUUGUGCUGCUGGAGGACAGGGCCAUGCGAUGCUGGUGGAGCUCUACCCGCAGUAAUGGCAGAAAAGUGCUGCCACCAAGGGGCUAACUCUGCUGUGAGCCCAAUGUCCUGCACCAGCGCACGAAUCCUGAAAUCCGUCUAUGGUCCUCCCGGGAAGGAGACCCCCACCCCCCACCACAAGUGGCCUUUGUAAAUAUCUUCUAGUCUCUUGCAGCACCUGAUUGAAAAGUUGCUGAAUGGACAUUCCCCAACUUCCAUUUCAAUAUUCAUGUCAAGAAGGAUGUGUGUGUGUGUGUGUGUAAUAGUCUCGACCCAGCAUGUGCCACGGUGAGCCCUUUCUCCUCGUAUGAAGAGCAUAAGAUUUGGACUGUUCCUGUUCUGAAAGCCGGUGUCUCUCCAGCGACAGUCGGUCCAGUUUUUUAAAGCAGAGCCGGUCGUAUGGAGGAGUGUCGCUUUUUAAAAGAGGGCUGCAGCUAUGCCGAGGUUUUCCCCUUCCCUUUCGCACCUGAAGACCCAUAGGAAAGGAAGCAGGCCAUGAACAGUGUUGGGUAGGGUGUCCUGCCGUACCUACCAGCCUUAAUAAACGAGCAAAAUCUGAUUA
Pogona vitticeps (central bearded dragon) is the source of this 2122-nucleotide messenger RNA. The record is from RefSeq and is a predicted model, not a curated record. NCBI's taxonomy places the organism in Eukaryota, Metazoa, Chordata, Lepidosauria, Squamata, Agamidae.